Penicillium cataractarum is the source of this 8682-nucleotide messenger RNA. It is a transcript of the gene atmA, whose product is annotated as DNA-binding protein kinase TEL1. Gene Ontology annotation, biological process: DNA repair. NCBI's taxonomy places the organism in Eukaryota, Fungi, Ascomycota, Eurotiomycetes, Eurotiales, Aspergillaceae. The coding region runs from base 1 to 8682 and encodes 2893 amino acids. The record is from RefSeq and is a predicted model, not a curated record. The transcript has 10 exons. Gene Ontology annotation, molecular function: protein binding; protein serine/threonine kinase activity.
AUGGGGGAGAUCUAUUUGGACAAGGCGCUCAGCCUGCUUUCUUCAGAUAAGCAGAAGGAACGAGUUGAUGGUUUAGCAGAUAUCAAGCACAUCCUGCAGCAAAACAAACAAAGCCCUAAGCUACUGGAACUUAACGACAAAGCCUGCCACAAGAUCUUUGAAGCCCUCUUCCGUUUUAUUGCGAUAGAACGAUCGAUCUACAUUCGCGCUCAACGGUCGAAUACUAAAAGCCCAUCGGCUACCCGGUUGUCAACAUGCGCCUCGGUGCUUCGAAUAGCAGUCGAUAUCUUUUUGCGCAACAUCCGAGCCAAAACAGUCCGCGCGAUCAUUGAUCACAUCACAGAGGCCAUACCGGUGCCUGGGGAAGGCCUGUGGGAGCCACUCAGCGUGGACUACAUGAAAUGCAUAACAUCUCUUCUUCAGCACCCUGCCCAUACCGAGCAUCUGGGGGAUGCAGACUGGGAAAGGCUCAUUGAUUUCUGUCUCGAUGCAAUGCACGUACAGGAGAGCGAUGAGAGUCAACUCAGCAUUCGCAGUGGACACCGACUCUCUGGAUGCAAGCGAUACCCCCCGACCCCUCAAAGAAUGACCCCCGCUCCAGGCAAUAGAGAGAAAUUCGUUGGCGAUAGAAACACCGUCGGAGAAGUUUUAGCGUGUAUCCAGAUUUUGACGUCAAGACCUGGCGCCCCUAUACAGGCUGCAGCGGAGAGUAUCCUGCAAGGGCUCGUGGAGUUUGUCAGGUCACCAGCUUUGAUGGCCGGAAAUACACAUCAACUGGCAUUCAGUAGUAUCAAUACAGUCAUUUCCAGAGUUUUGUUCGAUCAGUCUGAGCUGGCUCGGUCGUCCCUGACGGAUCUGAUCCCAAUAAUUCGACGCCUGUGGACCACUAAGCUCCAGAGCCUCAAGGAUGAGCUUCUCACGACGAUCAUGUUGUGUCUGGUCAUUUUCGCGGAUCUGGCUCAUAAGAAUCCAUCCGAAUUGCUAGUUCGCUCGAUUGAGGGACUGGCAAACUGUCUCCAGUUGGAAUAUGUGAAGCGGUCUGAUAGGGAGUUGCUCCAGCCGGACGAGACGGUCUUCUACCAGAAAGGGGGGCACGGUGGUGGACCUGUCUAUGGGCCUCGCCUAGGGAAUGCUCGAUCUGAACACAGCUGGACUGUGCUAUGGGCCCUUGCAAACUUGCUGAAGCUGACAGAAAAAGCUGCCGCUCAGAAGCCCGACCAUGCCGUUUCUGGGGAGCAAUUAAGCAAGAAACAACGUCUUACAUCGGGAAUGGAUGAUGUGUUUCGCGACGCAAUAUCGGGGAUAGGCUCGCCAAAAAUCUGCGCGUUGCAGUUGAUCCCUUUUCUUGAAGCCGAGAUUGACAUUGAUACAAAAGAUUCUUUUAUUCAGCGAGCUAUUCCAAGCAUCCUCGAUGAUAACAGUACAAUCGCGACUUGGACCAUGAUAGCAUUGACAAGUAUUGCCAAUGGCCCCAGUGGCCAACAUCACCAGCUGAAAGGAUACUGGCCCCAAGCUGUAGAUCUCGCAACUCGCGCCUUCUCCUCCUCGGUAACGUCUAGAGCGGCCUGCAAACUCUUGAGCACAAUACUUGAAGCGGAUUUGUUGGAAUAUUCCAUCGUGUCAGAGAACAUACGAUCAAUGCUCUCGUCUGCAAAUUUGAAUGGCCCCUCCGCCAUUUCCGACUCGGCUUUGAAGAUGUGGUCAUUAAUAGCCCGGAAAAGGUUACAGCUGAGCCCGGGGACAGCGCAAAAUGCAUCGCAGCAAAUUUGCAGUUGGCUAAGAGAGGUAUGGGCUAUUGGUAAUGUCACAGAUCGGCUUCAAACUGCGCAGAUCGCUGCGUUUGCUCGCCCGCUUAAUUUGCUCGACCUCUUCAUGGCAUGCACCAAUCGAUCUUUCGAGAUUCCGGAUUUCCGAUAUCGUGGAUCAUCGGGCGUCAUUACUCGGAUGUGGUUCUACUUCCAUGAAAACAAGGAGCUUCUGGAGUAUAUUUUCGGAACAGGCUGCCGAAUCCUUCGUUCGAAUCCUUGGAAUUAUGGAGACUCAUGGUCUUUGAAACCCUCGGCUCGCCAGGAUGCAGAUGACUCGGUGAUAAUUGAUAUCUUGCGAGCAAAGUCCGAAUCUUUCCUUCAAUCAUGGAAGACGAUAAGCGGAGACAGAUCGCUUCACGUUACCGCGGACAUCUUGCAAAUUUUGACUUCUUUCUGCAUUGUUUGUUCUCUGUUUGGGGCAUGCCUUCCCCCGCAGUCGAGAUCUCGAGUGCAAGGUCUUCAACAGAAUUGCAAUACCCUCUGGAAUUCCAUUUGCGAAUUUUUGUCAACACACGGGUCGACUGCCAUUCAACCAUGCCUUGAGAUAAUAUCACCAAUCCUUGCGUCAGAGUCUGAACUGGAGAUGUCCGGCAUCUGCAAUGCUCUUUACCCACUCCUCUGUCCAUUGGCGGAAACCCUUGAAAAGAUUCGUCAAAACCUUAAAGCGGAAUCACCGGGCGAGAGAGAUAUCAUGGACUUGGAUGAUCAAUUGCCCUACAAAGGGGACGAGGUCUUUGCCAACCAGGCAAUUCUUGCUUCGAACCGAGCGGCGACUUGUCUCUUCUCUGAUGCAGCUACAUUUCAACGCUGCGAGACCAUUCGACUAUCAAUUAUUUUGAGAACGCAGAGGGAGAAUACCACUCUCGAAGACUGCCGGUCAGUCAUUGUGGAAUAUCUGACGGGCCUGGACGAGUCUGAUCUCCUAUCCACCCAAGGUAUUUUGCCAGCAGUUUAUCGGAGAUGUUCCCAACUACAGCGGGAUGACAUGAUCCAAGUUCUAGAAGAUCUCGGAGAGAAAUGCCUACAGUCGUAUGAGAUGGAGCGUUGUGAGGCUUCACACAACGUCUGCAUUCGUAUGAUGACCGCCUUUGCCGCGUCAUGGACAGAUUCACAGGCUGACGACUUGAACGAUUCAGCGAUGGACUUGUACAGCUGGUUCAUGGACGCUCUGCUUGCCAAGAAGAGGGCGUCUACUCACGUGUAUAUCGCUCUUUCUGAGCUCGUGCGGGCUGUCCAGGAGUUAUGUCCCUCAUAUGGCAAUCAGCAAUCUCUCCCGUCUCCACGAACCACCCUUUUCAUGAUUCUACAAGAGGGUGAUAUUCAGGUCAAAUUUAGUGUUGCUGAUUUUCUACCAUCGUUGUUUGAAAGAUUCCUUCUCAAAGACCACGAUGCGAUCUUUGAUGACGUUCUAGAGAGCCUGCCAAGGGAUCCAGAUUGGAUCGAAGGAAUUGCUCUUCGUCUCCUUGUCCUGUCAAGACUGGCGUCUCGGUGGCAUACUCUGUUGCGAAGGAGCAUUUACCAUAUGUUUGAGACCCCAGCUCAAGUCCCCGAUUCUCUCGGAUUUGCUCAAACAUGCAUGGGAACUACAUCGACUUCUCUUGGUUUGCGAGAUGGAACAGAGUUGUUUCGUCUCUUCGCUUCCCAAAUACUCUACACUUGGACCGAAACGCAGAGUGUCAUGUCUAUGCCGUACCGCAUCUUCGGAUAUGGCACCCUCAAAGAUAUGAUCCUUGACGUGAAAGAUGAGGUUGUUGGACAAAUGAUGAUGCGUGCCAAGGAAUCAGAAAGCCAGGAACUUGCAAGUUUCCUUGAUAUACCCUAUGUCGAACUUCUUGAGGCGUCAUUUCAUAAAGCAGAGGCAUACAGUAUCGCGCGAGAUAUAAGCACCCCUCCCGAGCAGGGAAGUCAACCUAAAGGUGUUGAGAUCCGUUUAAGGAAACUGCUUGGACAGGAGAGAUUCAUGGCCCGAAUUGAGGACAAUUUCCCACAGAUUAUCGCAACUUUCUUCAAAACUCUUGAUCGACAUGAUCAAAUAGAAAGAGCAUAUUCAAAGCGUCCAAGCUUUCACCAUGCACUCGAUAUCCAGACCAGAAUUAGCGCGAAAUGCGCUUCGCAGAGCUCUCUGCCUGCAAAUCAACAACCAUCUUUCCGCGCUCGGUACUUGCUAGACGAACUCGAGUUUUUGUGCAAACGUGCGGGCUUUGAGCUUGAAACAAUCUGGUCACCAGUACUUGCUACAUUUGUCUGCCGGUCUCUUCUGGAGUCUAUUCACCCUGCACUUGGAUCUCUGCAUACAUGCUCUGUUAUCCGCAAGAUCAGGGUCCUUGUCUGUCUUGCAGGUCCAAUCAUGCUAGAAAAUUACCCACUGGAGAUGAUUCUCAGUGCCCUUCGUCCUUUGAUUGUUGAUGUCCACUGUUCUGAAGAUGCCCUAGGAAUCUUUUGGUAUCUGCUUGAGGCAGGGAAAGCUUACCUGCUGACGAACCCCGAAUUCACAGCCGGCAUUUGCGUCUCAACCUUGGUGACCCUCCGCAAGCUCUUCUUGUCAUUUCCAGAAAGUACCACGCAACAAAGUCAGUUCCAAGCUGUGCUUUCGAUCGCGCAAACAUUCCGCGAGUGGCUUUGUGCGUUCAUGGACGAUUGUCAAGGUUCAGAAUGGAGCAGGGAAACCAAGGAGUCUUUUGCAGGAUUGCUGGACUUGGCACGAAAUUUGCCUUCCCUUGCGAACUCGGAAAGCACCCAUAUUGAAAAUGAUCUGGUAUUUGCCAUACUCAAAGAUCGCGACUCCGCGCAGUCUCUUUUGAGUAAGCCAUCCGCAGAUCUGGUACUCUCGUUACUUUGCCCCGAAUUCAAAGAAGAUGGGAGAGACAAUGACAGCAGCUUGGGCAAUGAUUUGGAAUCUGGAUCCCACAUCUUUUCACUUUGGGAAACGCUUCAUGAGUUCAACGACGGUCCAGAGUACCAGCUGUGGGCCGCUCGAAUGAUCGGGCGUUCCUUUGCUGCCACGGGCAAAAUCAAUGAAAGAUUGGUGCGCGAGCAGGAGAACGCUUUGUUUCAAACGCCGGAGUUGAGUGACCACUCGAAUCUUGCUCAUCAUUCCAAGACUACUGUUCUUCAAUUGCUCUGCAGCAAGCUCCAGGUCCAAGAUCAUACCAAGACUGGCUUAAUUGAGAGGACACUCCAGGUUAUUAUCAGCCACAUCACCGAUGCCGAUGAUUUGCAGGACUAUGUCGAUAUCAUUCCCGAAUCACUUAUGCCCGCCCUCCUCUGGAACCCAUAUUCCUGCCCGAAAUUGUCGCUUCCUGCAGCGAAGCUCGAUAUUUGCGACCUUGCCCUUCACAGAGGUGCUGAGCUUGCGCAUAUUACCGAGUGGGCUCGCCAUGCUUCUCUAUCCUUGUCCAUUGCUGCCUCGCAUGAUCCCGUCAUUGGGCCGUUGCGUGCGGUUUUACACAUGAUUCCAGGAUUGGCAGUGCAGGCCCUGCCAUACAUCAUUCAUGAGGUGCUACUAUCUGAACAUGAUACAGAACGUCGACUUCGACAGUCGAUCUCCGGUCUUUUUAAAGAGAUCCUCGGUGAAGUCACUGUAGACACCAUGCCACAUGCUCGACUUGUUAUCAGCUGCAUCUUGUAUCUUCGAAACCGGCCUAUUCCUCAGGAGUCAACAAUUGUUGAUCGCGACAAUUGGCUCGACAUUGACUAUGGCCAGGCAUCUUCAGCUGCCCAUCAGUGUGGGCUGCAAAAGACAGCUCUUCUUUUCCUUGAAAUCGAGGCAUCCAGGGUGAUUUCGGGAUCUCGCAGAUCCUCCGUGGCAAAAUACGAACCGCCAGCGGGGCUUCUGCAUGACAUCUUUAAAAAUAUCGACGAUCCAGAUCUUUUCUACGGUAUUCAACAAAGUUCAUCUUUGACUACCGUGAUGGAGAGGUUAGAGUACGAGAGUUCAGGCUUGAAAAACCUUCUCUUUCAGAGUGCGCAGUACGACAGCGAAGUCCAGAUGUCCGACAAUGCAAAUCCCUUUGGAGUUUUGAGGGCCUUGAACGCGACAAACCUUCAAGGAAUAGCCAAUACAAUGUUGUCUGCCUCUGGAAGUGCUAAUGGCGUGCCUGCGUCUUUCGACAGCAUGCUACAAGCAGCGACAAGUCUCCAACAGUGGGAUAUUCCAGUCUCACCACUGGAUGUUUCACCCUCAGCGACAGUGUUCCGCGCAUUCCAAAGUUUGAACACAUCAGCAUCGUUGUCUGAAGUCGCUCUUUCCCUAGACAACUGUCUUUUGGCAACAUUGAAGACUCUUAGCGAGACCGGUCAAUCGACGAUUGAGUUAAGAAAUACGAUGCGUGCACUUGGAAUCAUGACUGAGAUGAGUGAUGUUUUACAAGCGUCGUCAGCCCAGGAUAUGAAGGACGAAUGGGAGAAGAUUAUGGCCAGAAGCAGUUGGUUGAAGACCGAGAGCUAUGCUGAGGUCGGAGAGAUUUUGAGCUGGCACGAGGCAUUGUUUUCUUCCAUCAGAAAGAAUGCCUUCUUGACGUCCAAGUCAACCCUAAGUCCAGGAGACUCGCGCCUUCUCGAGGCAAAGGUGUUCCGCCAAUCAUUGGAUAUCACAAGGAGUCAUGGCGUUUCUCAGGCUUCUUUGAAAUCCGCGAUUAGCUUGUCUAAGCUCGCCGAACCUUGUGCUGAGUUGGGAAUGAACAUUGAGGGGGCAGCGAGAUUUGACCUUGCGAACGUUCUUUGGGACCAGGGAGAAAUGACUGCAUCGAUCCGGAUGUUGCAACAGCUGAAGGGUCAAACUGAUUUGCAUAAACAAGCUAUCCCACUCAGUCGCGCUGAAUUGCUUGUGACCUUGGGACAUCACGUCGCCGAGGCGCGGCUAGAAAAACCAGACUCAAUCCUCCAGGACUAUCUAUAUCCGGCUGUCAAGGAAUUGAAAGGUGCCUCAGGAGGAGAGUCCGCCGGACGAGUCUACCACGGCUUCGCGAGUUUCUGUGACCAGCAACUCCUUAACGUUGACGGAAUGGAAGACUUCAAACGAGUUAAGCAACUACGUGAUCGCAAAGAGAAAGAACUCCUCGGCCUAGAAGACAUGAUGAAGAACGCCGAAGGCCGAGAAAGGGAAUCUCUGAAGAUCUUCCGUGCCAAAGCAAAACAAUGGUUCGAUCUCGACGACCGUGAAUACCAGCGUCUCUUGCGAAGUCGAGAGGCUUUCUUACAACAAUGUCUCGAAAAUUACCUGCUUGCACUGCGGGAAAGUGAAAUUUACAACAACGAUGCUCUUCGCUUCUGUGCACUUUGGCUCGACAAAUCAGAUAGCAAAACUGCGAAUACGGCAGUAUCCCGAUAUGUCAACGACGUACCCAGUCGCAAAUUUGCAUCUCUCAUGAAUCAGCUUUCAUCGCGCCUUCUUGAUGUUUCUGAUGACUUCCAAUCUCUUCUCACUGAACUGGUCUUCCGAAUCUGCGCAGAACAUCCAUUCCAUGGAAUGUACCAGAUCUUCGCCAGCAGCAAGUCAAAAGGUGGAAAAGAUCAAUCCUCGCAUUCUCGCUUCCGAGCGGCGAACAAGCUCGUCGACCGCUUGAAGAACGACAAGGACAUCGGUCCGACCUGGAUUGCAGUUCACAACAUGAACAUUACGUAUGUUCGUUUCGCGAUUGACAAGCCAGACAGCAAAUUCAAGACCGGUGCGAAGAUUCCUCUGAAGAAACUGUCCACCGGAGAUCGCCUGGGGAAGGAUGCGGAGACGUAUAAGCUGCCUCCACCCACAAUGAAAAUCGAGCUCCGCGCAGAUCUCGACUAUAGCGACGUUCCUUCGAUCGCCAGAUUCAGCUCUGAAUUCACGCUUGCAUCUGGUGUCAGUGCUCCGAAGAUUGUGACUGCCGUUGCCACCAACGGGGUUCGAUACAAGCAAUUGUACAAAGGAGGAAAUGACGACCUCCGUCAGGACGCAAUCAUGGAACAGGUGUUCGAGCAAGUGAGCAGUCUUCUUAAAGAUCAUCAGCCUACACGCCAACGGAAUCUGGGAAUUCGGACCUACAAGGUUCUUCCGUUAACGCUGAAUGCUGGAAUCAUUGAAUUCGUGCCAAAUACCAUCCCCCUGCACGACUAUCUGAUGCCCGCACAUCAGCGAUAUUUCCCCAAGGACAUGAAGCCCAGCGCGUGCAGAAAGCAUAUUGCCGAUAUGCAGACCAGAUCAUUCGAACAAAGAGUCAGAACGUACCGCCAGGUCACGGAACAUUUCCAUCCGGUGAUGAAAUACUUCUUCAUGGAGAAGUUCAGUAAUCCGGACGACUGGUUUAGCAAACGAUUGGCAUAUACCCGGAGUACUGCUGCGAUCUCCAUUCUGGGUCAUGUCCUCGGACUCGGUGAUCGACAUGGUCAUAAUAUCCUUUUGGAUGAAAAGACAGGAGAGGUGGUGCAUAUUGACCUGGGUGUGGCCUUUGAGCAAGGACGCAUUCUUCCUGUCCCUGAGGUGGUUCCUUUCCGAUUGACCCGGGACCUGGUUGAUGGGUUUGGCAUUACCAAGACGGAGGGUGUCUUCCGGCGCUGUUGCGAGUUCACCUUGGAAGCGCUCCGGCAAGAGUCGUACAGCAUCAUGACCAUUCUGGACGUGCUUCGAUAUGAUCCAUUGUACAGCUGGACCGUGUCUCCCCUUCGAAUGAAGAAGAUGCAAGAUAACCAGGAUGCUGGAAAUGGUCCUCCUCUUCUGCCUGGUGCAGAGGAUAAGCCUGCGACCAACGAACCCAGUGAGGCCGACAGAGCUUUGACCGUGGUUGCAAAAAAGUUGAGCAAAACCCUGAGCGUCACCGCCACCGUCAACGAAUUGAUCCAGCAAGCGACCGAUGAGAAGAACUUGGCUGUCCUUUAUUGUGGGUGGGCAUCUUAUGCUUGA